This is a messenger RNA of Dendronephthya gigantea, 5905 nucleotides long. RefSeq lists its product as uncharacterized. The record is from RefSeq and is a predicted model, not a curated record. Gene Ontology annotation, cellular component: cytoplasm; nucleus. The coding region runs from base 1 to 5382 and encodes 1793 amino acids. Gene Ontology annotation, molecular function: protein folding chaperone; protein-folding chaperone binding. NCBI's taxonomy places the organism in Eukaryota, Metazoa, Cnidaria, Anthozoa, Malacalcyonacea, Nephtheidae. The transcript has 8 exons.
AUGUGGGAAAAGGAUAUAUUGCUUCGAGUCAGUGGUGAUGAUGACAUACAGGUAAAGGAUGAAGAAUUACCGUUGAAGGAAAAACAAAUUUGUUUACGUCGAAAAAAUAUGAAAGAAGAAGUUUCAGCCUCUGGAAACAAGAACUUGUACGAAAUCCUGCGCCUCGAUAUGAAAGAAGUUCGCAAGAAAUCCAUCGAAGAACAGAACGAGAUGAUUAAAAAGGCUUAUCGUUCUCAACUUCUGCGUUGGCAUCCUGACAGGAAUCCUGAGUAUGGCGAUAAAACUAUUUGCCAAAAGAUCAUCAUUGCCUACAAGAUUCUCAAAGAUCCUGAAGCCCGAGCCGCGUAUGAUAACAUCGCAGAUUAUGACAAAGGAUGGUACUCGAAAUGGCGAUGGAAAGGUCUAUUCAAUGCCGAGACUUACAGCGAUGAGCAGCGAAAACAACAUACAAGGAAAAUAGGAUUGUUGAUUCUCUCAAGUUUACUUCUAGCGGGGGGCGUUGGUUUAACCUUCUUAACAGCAGGAAUGACCGAACCCGUUGCACUCGGGAUAAUAGCCGCAUCCGGAGCAACUUUUAGAUGCGGGAUUUCAAGUAGAUCACGAGAUUUGAUAGACAAAGCUAAGGCUUUUAAAAAAUACUUUAGUAGUUUAAUGAUCGGCGCUGUUGGUGGAGCAGCAGUAGGAGGAGGAGUUGCUGAGAUUGCUAAGUUAUUGGAUGGAAAAGCAAAGCUUGCAUUGAAAGAUGCUAAACUUUCUCUUGAACGGCAAAUUGCGAUAAGGAUGACUAGGCAUGUUUUUCGUGGCUUUACCAAUUCCGUUGCAAAUAAUCUAGACGCAGUCCUUGCAGAUGGGCAGAAAAUAACCUGGGAAGAAUUUCUUUUACAUGUCUUAACUGAUGCAUUAUUAGGAGGAAUUGCGGGGCUACGAGGAGGGCUGACAGAAAACAUAAUCGAAAAGCUGGUUUCAGCAAAGGACGUAGCAGCAGCAUUUGAGGUAAUUUCCUCCAGCACACCUAAUCGUUUUGAAGUCGUUACAAAAAUAGCAGUGGAAACGUUUGCCAACCUUAUUGAACAUCUCGAUGAUGAUGUCGAAAAUAACUCCGUAGAGGACGAUAUAAAAAAUGGUGCAAGACUAGCGGCAAUAGCGGUUGGGAAUCAUUUGACGAUGAUAGAUAAUGAAGUCCCAAAAAUAAUCGAGGACGGAGAAGAUAUAACAGGGAUGGAAGCUAAUUCCAAUGAAACAUUUCAUGAUAUAUCUGAGGAAACGUGUGAUGAAACAAAAAACUAUGCUAGUAGCACAACAUUAGCGGCAAGGAAUGCGAAAGAAACGGUUGGUAAAGAUGGAAUCACGACGACCAGUGAUAAUGAAGAGAGUACUGGAGACAGUAAUGAUAUGAGUGAUAAAUUUCAGAAAUCCAAUAGAGAAAUAAAACAAGACGAUUGUGGGGAAAAUGCAAAAGGCAACUCAGAUAAAUCAGAUAAAACUCUACAUGUUUAUAUGCCGAUGCCAGUAGAAACAAAUGUGAAAGGUGACUUCACGAAAAGAACCCCACCUUAUGAAAAAAAAGAAACAAAUUAUAAUGAGUGUACGCAACUUGCGGGGCAAAGUAUGACGUAUAUUUCUAAAGAAAGUUGGUCUUCCAAGAUGCUUGUUGAUUAUGAAGAGAACGGUGAAGAGAAACAUCGCGAGGGUGAAGGUAGUGGGAGUUCGAUCAUGUUACCAGACAACGCUACCAAAAUCAAAGUUAGAUUUCAGGUCAUGCGUGCUCCUGGUAUUUGGUCUGAUGUGAAAGAAUACGACCAUUUCAAAAAAUGUUGGGUAGAACCAACCAAGCCUCAUAUUUUUGAAUACGACAAACCAGUGAGUCGCACGUACACUUUGGAUGGAAACUUGUAUUAUGAAAAAGUAAAGAGGGCUUCCACAGAUGAUGAUAAUGAAGAUAAAGAAAAGAAACUAAAGUAUAUUUCUAAAGGGAGUUGGUCUUCCAAGAUGCUUGUUGAUUAUGAAGAGAACGGUGAAGAGAAACAUCGCGAGAGUGAAGGUAGUGGAAGUUUGAUUCUGAUUCCAAAUAAUGCUACCAAAAUCAAAGUUAGAUUUCAGGUGAUGCGUGCUCCUGGUAUUUGGUGUGAUGUGAAAGAAUACGACCAUUUCAAAAAAUGUUGGGUAGAACCAACCAAGCCUCAUAUUUUUGAAUACGACAAACCAGUGAGUCGCACGUACACUUUGGCUGGAAACUUGUAUUAUGAAAAAGUAAAGAGGGCUUCCACAGAUGAUGAUAAUGAAGAUAAAGAAAAGAAACUAAAGUAUAUUUCUAAAGGGAGUUGGUCUUCCAAGAUGCUUGUUGAUUAUGAAGAGAACGGUGAAGAGAAACAUCGCGAGGGUGAAGGUAGUGGGAGUUCGAUUCUGAUUCCAAACAAUGCUACCAAAAUCAAAGUUAGAUUUCAGGUGAUGCGUGCUCCUGGUAUUUGGUCUGAUGUGAAAGAAUACGACCAUUUCAAAAAAUAUUGGGUAGAACCAACCAAGCCUCAUGUUUUCAAAUACGACAAACCAGUGAGUCGCACGUACACUUUGGAUGGAAACUUGUAUUAUGAAAAAGUAAUGAACACUUCUAGAGAUGAUCAAGAUGAACGAGUCAGACUGCAGUAUAUUUCUAAAGGAAGCUGGUUUUCCAAGAUGCUUGUUGAUUAUGAAGAGAACGGUGAAGAGAAACAUCACGAGGCUCGUGGUAGUGGAAGCUCGAUUCUGAUUCCAAACAAUGCUACCAACAUCAGAGUUAGAUUUCAGGUCAUGCGCGCUCCUAGUGUUUGGUGUGAUGUGAAAAAGUACAACCAUUUCAAAAAAUGUUGGAUAACACCAACCAAGCCUCAUGUUUUCAAGUACGACACACCAGUGAGUUGCACGUACACUUUGGAUGGAAACUUCUAUUAUGAAAGAGUAACAAAAAUCACAGGAGAAUAUUUCAGAGGGAUGUUUGAUUGUGGUCUACCAAGAUACAAGACGUUGGUGGACGAAACGACAAAUAGUGACGAGUUCACAGGUCCAGUGAAGUAUGAACUAAAGUAUAUUUCUGAAGGACUUUGGCUUUCCAAGAUGCUUGUUGAUUUUCAAGAGAACGGUGAAACAAAACAUUAUGAGACUGAAGAUAGUGAAAGUUCAUUUCUGUUACCAACUAAUGCUACCAAUAUUAAAGUUAGAUUUCAAAUAAUGCGCGUUCCUGGUAUUUGGUGUGACGUAAAAAAGUACGACCGUUUCAACAAGUACUGGGUAAAGCCAAUCCAGCCUCAUAUUUUCGAGUACGAUAAACCGCGGAGUCGCACAUUUACUUUGGCUGAUUGUGAAGCGGUGAUGAAGAUCACCGGUGGAGAUGAUGACAAUACAUUCGAUAUUGACGGUAGGGCUCAAUCUAGAGAGGAAUUUGGCAGCUACGAUGGGACGGUUAAAUUGGUUGAUAAUAGAGAUCACAUAUCUGCUGAUGUCAAAGUUGAUCACGUUAUAGAAGACAGCCAACUAACGAUGUUAUCUUCCACGUCGAAUUCGGGUAUAAAAGAAUCAGCUCCGAUAGUUUCAGAUGAAGAUGAAACACAUUCUGUUGACUCAGGUUUCGAAGAAAGAAAUAAUGCAUUUUACAAGUGGUUUGAUAUGGGUGCAUUUCACGAAAAUGGUGAGAUGAAGAAAGAGUAUAAAGAAAAAAUGGCGAGGUUUAAAUGGGUGCAAAGCUUCAGCAUUGUCGAUGCAUACGAGGAAGGUAAUGACUAUAAUUUAGAAAUUGUCUGCAAAUACGGUGAAGUGCCUUGUAACGAAGACAUCGUGGAACUCCUUGGCGAGGACAUCCUCCCUUGCAUUACUUAUAAGAAAGCCUCGAAAAUUGAGUGGUUUGAAACAAAUGUUCUGGAUGAAAAUUCUGAAAUAAAAAGGGAAUACACCAAUGGAUUGUUAAGGCUCGAAUGGGUGGAAAGUUUUAAAAUCAUCAAAGCAGACCGGAAAGGGAGUAAACGUUGCUUAGAAAUUGUCCUAAGAUUCGCCACAGUACCUUGUACCCAUGACCUUGUUGAACUAUUCGGCGAAGAAGUCCUUCCUUUCAUUACGUACAAGAAGGAAGGAACAUUUUUUCCUCACAUCUGGUUGCAUCCUCUUAAGAUUAUUAACAAAUGCAAACAAUUCAUUUGUUAUUUCAUUAAACCGGACGAUAGAGAAUCAAGACGAAAGUGGUUUGAAAAAAAUGUAUUUGACGAAAACUUUACUAUGAAAGAAGAAUCCAUGAAAAAACUGGCAGGCUUACCUUGGGUGAAAGAUUUCUAUGUUGGUGUGACGAACGAACCUGAAAAAUCUUGGCAAAUAUACAUAACCCAUGCUCGCGACCAGGCACCCUCCAUGGUGGAUUUAAAGAAAAUAUUUGGUGUUAAUAUUGCAUCCUUUGUUGAUUUCAUUCAAGAAAGCACUGAGCUUCUCCCACCCCCUCGUUUUCUCCGCGGACCAAAAUCAGGGGAUAAAAUCUUUUCAAGAGAAAAAGAUGAUGCAGAUGGUACAAUAAGUAUCUUAACUGCUGAUAGAAAUGAACACUAUGCAAUCACCUGCUACCAUUCAUGUUUCAUCGAUCCCCAUCCUUGCUGUGAUAAAACAAUGUCAGAUCUGCAUGGGCAACUUAAAGAGGACCACGAUCAUGAAAACUCGAGGGGUUGCAAAGAUGAAAUCCGCGUGUACAAUACAGAAAAUCUUAAAGAAGGUAAAUUUCACCAAGGAUUGUAUGAUGACAAUCACGAUAUCGCCUUGAUAAAACUAGAAGAAAGUGAAAAUUGUAUCAACGCUGUGAAUUUCAUUCGAGAAGAAAAUAUUAACCUACCAUUGGCUAGCAAUAAGAAAGUGGCAAAAAUGCUUUUGGACAACAAAGGACGAUUGACUGUGGAAAAACUUGGAGCAAUUACUGGAGUUACAAGGGGAACAUUGUACACAUCAGAUGGCAAGCCACUGUUCGGAACGGAGAAUAUGAGAAUGUGUUACAGAAUAAAAGGAACGCAUGGCCAGGUUUUUGCCAAGGAGGGUGAUUCGGGAUCUCUACUGUACAUUAUUGAAUCGGGUAAUCGAAAAAUACCGUUUGGAUAUCUAUGUUCGGAAAUACCACAAAAUGACAAUUCUGCGGUGUACGGUGGGAGGAAUUUAAAGAGAAGCAUUGAUGAACUAAAAGAGCGUAAAAAUCUUGGCGAUAUUCAACCUUGUGGGAUGGACAGCGAUACCGAAAAGAGUAAAAGAAUGGUAUGCUUGUUAUUGCUAAUAUUGGCCUUUUUCUUCUUUUUUGGCGUUUACAUUGCAACUCCUGUUACUACUGUUGUUGUUAUUUUACACAACCUACCAGCCAAGCGCAAGGUCUGUAAAAAGAGUAUCUGAUAAAGGGCGAGAGAUGAUACUUUUUUGCUUUGAUAGAGAAAUAAGUAAAUUAAUUGUUAUAUGGCAGACAGAAUAUAUUUUUUGCUCGCAAUUCGCAAGUGAUUCGCUGACAUCCACUUGCAAAAAAAUCCUUGCUAAAAAAGAAGUAGUUUUAUAGUUUUUGUUUUACCAGAAUGGAAGGGUUAGCUAGGUUUAUUUGCACAUUUAAAAAUCAUUUGUAUCCGAGCAGUCCCGCAUGCAUAAUUGAAAAGCGUAGUCACAUACAGAUUAGGUUCAUAUAAUUCGAGUCAUGCAAUUUGCCAUAUAAUAAUGAACUUUAUUAACUAAUUAAUCACAUAAGUACUUAAAGAACUUCUUACUUCCAUGCACAAUAAUAUACCAUAUUUAUCUAAGAUACGAAUCAAAGCUUGGAAUAAAAUGUAACGUACCAAACUCCUUUUGGGGACACUGAACAAAUAAUGAUAUAAUCAUAAUUUAUAAUAUAUAUAUGUUCCUAUAAUGAUGUAUUAGAGAAUGUUUGUAA